GGGCGGCCGGGCAGGACAGGCAGGGCGCCCGUUGCCCGAAAACGGACUUUCUGUGGGGGGAAUGUUUCGGCGAGUCCAGAGAACUCGGCAUGCUUUGUUUCAUCAACCAGGGCUCGACCAUAGGUCAUGGAACGCCACUCGAUCCAUGGAGUGUUCCGCGCUGUGCCCUGAUCGGGAUGGCUUGGCCGGCGUCGGGAUCAGGCUUUGAAUGCGCCUGGUUGGAGGCUGCACCGACACCAGUGGAUUUCUUUAGCUUGGCACUGUAGAACAAUGCUUCACUAGAAGAUGCAGCGCUCACGAGGAGGUCCUACUCGUCGUGUGCUUAGGAGGCUUGCUAGUUCCCCAGGGAUCUGGGCUUUCGGGGGCCGCGUAGUUAAGACAUGGAUCGUCUUUCCUCUGCUUUCCGUACCUCACCUUUUCUGCCUCAGGCAAUUUGUUUCAAGCCUGACAUAUCAUCCGUACAUACAUUUGCCACAGUUCCGAAUCAACAGUUGUCCUCGUCAUGAAGGUUGCCGCGGCUCUUCUUUGGGUUUCACUCGAACGGGGCAUGACCUUGACGACUCGGGAUGCAACAGAAACCAGCGUCAGCGUCAAUGCCAGCCCAGACGAACCAGAAACAUAUGACCCAGAGGAUAUCGAGGUGCGGGAAUGGAUGGGUGCAGAUGGGAUGGCGAUUAUUGAGAAAGAGAUCGCCGCUGGGCAUGCCGCCCUCUCGACCAGCUUGCAGGCCAUUGACAGGCUCUUCGGCGCUCGGCAGAGCGGUGUCAGCCCGACGCCGAUCUCUACGAUCUGCGAGACUAUCGGCGUGAAGACGCAGGCGUGUGGAAGAGUCGGGGAAUACCUGGGCCGCCUUGCCAAUGUCGACACAAGGGUGUCUGUUAAGGUUCCGAAGUUCGCAGCUUACGUUCCUUGCGACGUCUUGUUUGCAACCAGUUUGCGCAAACUAUGCGAGCUUCCCGCGAACGGCCCUUCCCUGGUCUACAGGGCUGACAUCUGCAAAGCCCUCGCUUCUGCUCCGCAUGUCAUUGGAGAAGGGCAUGCGCUCUUCAAGUUUGGCGACAGAAGGGAUGCGAGUGCGUGCUUUCCCACCUUUUACAAAACUCGUCUCAUGAAGAAGCGUGACGAUAACUACGUUCUCUUGGAUUUGAAUCACGGGCGGCAUUGGGGUCCAAUGAACAAGGUUGCCGACGCAGACAUUCCAUGGGCGUCCAAAAGCGCAACGCUUGUCUGGCGAGGGGUGUCGACUGGCACAUGCGAUACGGGUGCUGUUAACUCGCGCAUGAUGCUUUGCAAUAAGUGGUACAGUUCUACGGACUCCAGAAUUGACGUUGGCAUAACUGCGGUCGCCCAGAACUGCAACUUGGCGGGCCGGUACAUGAAGCCUGCGAAGUCCAUGGAGCAGUUGCUCACAACGAAAUAUCAUCUCCUUGUGAACGGCAACGACAAGCCCUCCGGCUUGAACUGGGUAUUGCUUUCAAAUUCUGUCCCAUUCAUGGUUGAACCUGAUAUUGAGAGUUGGCUCCUGGAAGCAUCUUUGAAACCUUGGGAGCACUACAUCCCAAUCAAGCCAGACUUCUCAGACCUCAGCGAGAAGGUCGACUGGGCGGUGCAGAACGACGGCGAGGCAGAGCGAAUCGCAAAGGCGGGGAAGGAGUACGUGCAGCAGUUCGGGACCACUGAGGAGGAGAUGGCCGUACAGGCAGCAGCCCUCGCCUAAACUGAAUUAUUCGACGCGGAGUUCCCCAUCUGUGCAUAUCUUUUCUGGUGAAUUUCCCUGCGUAUGGGUGCCUGAGGAUCAGCGAGGCUGGGCGACUGAGUACAAGCGGGUCUAACUGCAAGCGAGCCUGGGAAUGAGUGGGCCAUGGGGCCCGUGACACCGCUGGUCGGCUCACCCCCGUAGAUGACCCAACUGCCAUGUUUCGCGGUGAUCCUGGGAGUCAUCAGUGCAACACGUAUUCCCCCCAAGCAAGCAUUCCGUUCAAGACAUUCACACAAUCUGGGCGCGAACGGGCCUGUACAAUAUCCCAUGGCGGCUCCUAUUUGGGUGGCCGCAAUGACAUGCCUCCUACAUCAGGGUGAUCACGGAGCUCAGAAACACGACACGCCUACUUGCGACACACCAUUCGUCCACAGCCGCGAGCGAACAGGCGUUUCACUCCAGAAGUCCUUAUACUGUGGGCAGCGGUCCUGGCCGCGUACGUCGACCGCAUGGAUAUCGCAGACGGCGGGGCCAGUGUCAAGCUUGAGGGCACCUGCUAGCUCGACGGCCAGUGAUGGCAGGUUGAGGAUGAGGAGUGGCUCUAGGCCCCAUUUCUCGACCUCUCCCACUCGCCCUCUUCGUUUCGCUUUUCCGAAUCCCUCUGCUCCUGCACGUUCUCCCGCGUACGCAUGGGCCAGCAAGAAAGCUCGACCAAGGGUACAUUCGGGUGCCGUAGUGUCAUGCUCGGCGUGGUUCGCAUUGCCCAGCGGAGUUCAGCUGACCAA
This is a messenger RNA of Prorocentrum cordatum, 2484 nucleotides long. NCBI's taxonomy places the organism in Eukaryota, Dinophyceae, Prorocentrales, Prorocentraceae. The record is from the annotation of a GenBank genome assembly.